AUGAGGAUUCAUCUCCCCUGACACGGGCCGACGCUAUAUUUAGCUGCUGGCGUCCGUGCGUAAAGUGACGCCGGCGCAGACGCACGCGCGGCCGUUGUGGACUGAAUACAGAGCGGCACGAGCCGCGGUGCGAUACGCUACGGUCCAGCGUUUAUGAUCGCACACACGGACCAGAACCGGAAAUGGCUAAAACGUUUGUCAUUUUAAUGAAUAAGGUCUAAAAUUACAACGGCAUGAGAAUGAGCCUAUAGCAAAGCACGCGAUCCUAAAGAGCUACGGCACAUACUUAUGCCGCUGUCUGUAAUCAGGCUGACGGUGAAGCCCACCCUACAGCGCAGGCCACGUCCAGGGACCCGCGGAGGGUGUCGGCCUACUGCACUUUAUGAAUAAUGAAAACAUGACGUAAACAAUGCGGUCCUGGUUGCAGCUCGGGCUCGAGGCGGGCGGGCGGGCGGGCGCGCGGACGCGUGAUGCGGCCGUGACGUAGAUCCUCGUCGGGGAUCUUUAAUCCUCUGCCGCAGCAGCAGCGCAGCCGGUAACCAGAGGAGGGGGGAGCACGGUCGGACGGGAACGGUCCGCACAGGCUAGGCUAGCCCACCAGAAGGCCGGAGAAAGCUCGGGCUCAGGCUCGCGACCAAACACACCGAGCAUAACCGAGAUCGGGACGCGAACGAGCCGACUCCUCGCUUAGGCCGGACCCCCUCCUCUAUUCCUGCCGUCAGCCUACAGCCCGGCCACACACGUAUUCCCACGAAAGGGACCCGGAACGCUGUCUGAAAUCCAUUUUUCCAACGCACCCGGGCCCCGUCGGCUCCGCCGGAGCGCCGCGCCGGUUCCCCGCGUCCAGCCCCGUCCCCGCUGCUCCCGUCAGCUGCUGCGCACCGGCAAAACAUGCAGGAUGAGCCUGCGGGGCUGACAGCCACGCAACCGCCCCCGCCGACCGAGGGAAAGGACAGCGACGGCAGCGCGGCCAGCAAGUCCGGAAGGCAUCCGAACCAAGCCGACAGCCGCGACGGCCGGCCGCUCGGCGCCCGCACGCCGGAUUACAAGCCCCCGCAGCAGAAAAUAGCGUUCCCCUACUUCGACCGGGACCGUUUCUGCGCGACGCGCUCUGUCUGUGACCUUCAGCACGGCCGAAAAAUCCAUCAGCAGUUAGGUCAGCACACCGACUUCGGUCAGCCCACCGAGGCGCCCCCGCCCCCGGGACUCUUCAGUCACCUGCCGCAGAGGCAGCCCUUCCCCAGGCUCGAGCCCAGCGGCCCUCCAGCGGACGAGCCCGAAGCCGAUGCUGCGUCGCCAUCGCCCUCCUCCACCUCCGUGAACCCAGACACGAUCCAAAUGGACUCCCCCAUCGCCCACCACAUAAAUAACGGCAAUGGCAGCGGCGGCACCGGCAACAUGUUGUCCGGAGGUCUCGGCGCCGCUUUCCCGAACCUCUCCGCCCAGGAGAUGCAAAGCGCCAGCGGGGGCGCGUCGUCGCCUUCCCUCCCCGGGUUCGGCACCGCCUGGUCCGUCCAGACCAGCUCCUCGCCCCCGCCCGCGCCCAACUCCAUCAACCCCAUCCACGCCAACGCCAUUAACCAGAUACCGAGCACGGACUCUGACAACAGCUUCUACCCAGGUAUCCCCUCCUCCAUCAACCCGGCGUUCUUCCAGAGUUUCUCCGCUAAUCCGUGCGCCGGGAUUAACGUGCAGGGCUUCAGCGGUCCCUUCUCGCCCCAAAUAAAUGUCCCUCAGCAGCCGCAGAGUCGCAGGUCGCCGGUCAGUCCCCAGAUGCAUCCCCAGCAUGGCGGCUUCCUGCAGCAGAGGAACAACUACAACCAACAUCAGCCAAUGGUGAAGCCGUCUCCAUGGGGCAGCCACCAGGGCAACGGCUGGGGCUCUGGGGGCAUGUCCUGGGGCCGGGACCACCGCAGAGUGAGCGGCAUGAGCGUGCCCGGCUCCGUCAGCCACGCUUCGCCCCUGAAGAAGCCCUUCUCCAGCAACAUCAUCGCUCCCCCCAAGUUCCCGCGCUCCGGAGGACCGCUGGGGCCCAAGUCGUGGCUGGAGGAGAACAUGUUCCGCACGGACAGCAACAGCAACACGCUGUUGCCCCUGCAGGAUCGCCCCAGAAUGUAUGACAGCCUGAACAUGCACUCCCUGGAGAGCUCCCUGAUUGACAUCAUGCGGGCCGAGCAGGAUCCGAUGAAAGGGCGUGUGGGAUGCCCUAACCCCGGGGCUGACGAACUACUCAUGCUCAACGCCAGGAGCUUUGGGAGACAUCGAGGCCGCUCGUCACUCUUUCCUAUCGAUGACAAUCUCCUCGACGACGGCCACAGGAACCAGGGCGUUCCAGGAGUGCUCGGCUCCCCCAACUGCUACCCUUAUCAAAACGGGGAGCGCAUCGAGCGCUUCUCCCGUAAGGUGUUUGUGGGAGGCUUGCCCCCUGACAUCGACGAAGAUGAAAUAACCUCAAGCUUCCGCCGCUUUGGUCAUCUGGUAGUGGACUGGCCACACAAAGCAGAAAGCAAAUCCUACUUUCCACCUAAAGGAUAUGCGUUCCUGCUGUUCCAGGAGGAGAGCUCGGUGCAGGCUCUGAUCGAAGCCUGCAUGGAGGAGGACGGGAAGCUCUACCUGUGCGUCUCCAGCCCCACCAUCAAGGACAAGCCCGUGCAAAUUCGACCCUGGAACCUGAGUGACAGCGAUUUUGUGAUGGAUGGAUCUCAGCCGCUUGACCCACGCAAAACCAUCUUUGUGGGAGGCGUCCCCCGUCCCUUGAGAGCAAUUGAACUGGCCAUGAUUAUGGAUCGUCUCUACGGCGGAGUCUGCUACGCGGGCAUCGACACCGACCCAGAGCUGAAAUACCCAAAGGGUGCAGGUCGAGUGGCCUUCUCCAACCAGCAGAGUUACAUCGCUGCCAUCAGCGCCAGAUUUGUCCAGCUGCAGCACGGUGACAUUGACAAAAGGGUGGAGGUGAAGCCGUACGUCCUGGACGACCAGCUGUGCGACGAGUGCCAGGGCGCUCGCUGUGGAGGGAAGUUCGCUCCCUUCUUCUGCGCCAAUGUCACCUGUCUGCAGUACUACUGCGAGUUCUGCUGGGCCAACAUCCACUCCCGCGCCGGGCGGGAGUUCCACAAGCCCCUGGUCAAAGAGGGGGCCGACCGGCCGCGCCAGAUCCACUUCCGGUGGAACUAGAGGUGCGUCCGCGACCACACAGAGUCAGUCAGAGGGAAGGAACGCGAAACAUUGGCUAACAGGAAAAAAGAGCCUCGCUCUGCCCCGCCUUCUGUCCUAAGCAGUAUAAUCAAGUACAUACCACUAUACAGUAUAUACUAUAUAUAAAUAUAUAUAUCUAUAUAUCUUUUGUAGCAGCCAAUCACCACAAGCCUCAGUUUUUCACCAAAACCCCCUCCACAUCUCAGGCUCUGACAACUCUACAACUCUUUUGUGGUACUUUCAUCUUUUCUAAGUGGAGAUUUGAAAAACAAAAGAAGAGAUUGAUUUUUGUAGGUUUUUUUAUUAUUAUUAUUUUUGUAUGUGAGAUUUAAAGUAGAUACGGGAAUGUUUUUUGCAUGGGGGCAGCUCGUCUGUCUGUCUGUCUGUCUGCUGCUAGCUACCCCACAGUGCGUGUAGCGCACGCUCGGUUCUGGGAAAACCUCAAUUCUCCAACGUUGACGCCCGCCCCAGGUCAUUCACCAAAGGUAGCAAAACCAUAGCCAACCUAGAAUUGAUACCUUUCCAAUGCGAAACAAAAAGCUGUUUUUUAAUACUUACUUCUUCUUAGAGAGUUUAUUAAGAAACAGAUGAUAGGGUUAUAUCUGUGCUCAUAUUGACCCAUUGAGUAAUACCUCAACACACAAAACUUGGUCUCUGCUAACUGUAUUCAACAUUUAUACUUAAGCUAUUUUAGAAGCUUUGCUGCUAUAUAUACAUAUAUAUAUGAAUAGAUGUGUAGGUAUUAUAUUUAAUGCCAUUUAUCAAGCAGAAUCAUGUAAAAUGGAAAUGCAGUAUGCACUCAACCACUAAUGGCCCCCAUUGCUGUGGAAAGAGUUAAACGUGCAUGUUAUGACAAUAGCUACACAACUAGCAUGCAGGAUAGAUUUGAGAAGAAAAUACUAUUAAUUUCCAAAAAAUGAAAAUCAAACCACUGAAAUCACAUGAAGACAAGGUGUAAAAAUCUCUAAUGAGUAGCAUGAUUGUCGGCUACAGAUGCCUAAGAGGGAAAAAAAUCAAAUGAAGCUAAAUAACUUCAAAGAAAAUGUAUUUAAACUUGCAUGCGUUGAUGUUUCUCUGUUGUUUGAUUCGUUUACAUACUUAACGAUACAAAAAGUGACACUGGUUUCUACUGUAGGCUUAGUGGACGCCAUCAUUUCGUGACGUGGUGGCUCGUACGGCAAAAAAAAAAAAAAAAAAAAAGCAGAGUGGCGUUCAGUGGUUUGUGUCCAUGUGUCGUCCCCGUGCCGUGUGACUGUUAUUAGCGUAGACUGAGGCUCUAGUUUAGUUAAGCAACACUUCACGUAGAGGAGGAUUAAAGCGUCGACGCCUCUGCCUUCACCCUUCCUGUCCCGCGUCCCUGAGCGGUUCCAGCGGCUGAUGUGACAGAGCCUGGUCCCAGCAGACCUGAUGCUGGUGAGAGGCUGGAGAGCUGGUGAGGGAGACGCUGAUCCAGCCUCUAAGCGUCUUCACAUGACACUUGACUCUGCUUUCUACUGACUAGUUGGGGCGGCCGCGCUGCGCAGCCCUGACCCAGUUGCUGGAUGAUUAAGUGUCUCCCAACCAAGCUUUUAUAACGAGGAUGAUGACAGGUGGUCCCUGGGCGCGCCGAAGAAGAAACUCCCUUCCCUCUGUUCCUAUCCAGAUUGUGUGUUUGAUUUCCACCGUGACCCUUGAUUAAAAACACUUAAUACUUUAAAAGCCUGUUUAGGGACAAUCUCUCUGUGGCGGCGGCCCAGCCGUCCGGUCGGUACUGUACAAGUGCAUUGCUCUGGUGUUGUUGUGGUUUUUGUGUUUCAUGUCCUGGUGUGUGCUCCUCGGUAUCGGUGUUCAGGCGUCUAGUGUGUCCCGUUACCGAAGCGUAACUGAAUUUAAUUUCUCAACCCAUCACUGUCCCUUCCAUAUGUUUUUUUAUAAUAUACAGUAUAUUAUGCACUACUUUUCUAUUUCCACGCUUACUUUUCUGCUUGUCCACCCCCAGAGUGAAUUCAGUGCAGAUGUGGAUCCUUUGAAACUCUCUCUUGUCUCUCUGUAUUUAUAAUUCUACAGAUGAUUUAUUAAAUUUUAUUUUUUCAUAAUUGCUUAUUUAAGAUGUAGCGUGACGCAGUGGUCUUAAGUUAUGUAUGUUCCGUGUGAGUAGAGCAGGAAUCCGAUAUUUUCUAAUAUAUUCUAAUGUUGUGCGAAUGUUGCGAGGGCCGGUGAGUCAGAGCUCCCGUCACCCCCCGUCACCCCUCUCCUCCCCCUCCCCCGUGGCUUUAGUUCUCAUGGUGUCUGAUGCGAACAUGUUUGAUUAUCGUCACCUGUAACACUUGACUCGUGCUGUUUUUGUGAGGUUCUAUUUUCAACGUUGAACACUGUUACCUUGUUCUGUACGUGUCUUUGGUUUUGUAAAAAAUCAUAUUUAUUUCACUAUUUUUGUAGACAAAAAAAACCCUAUUUGAUUUUGAUUGUAUUUUUCUAUUUAAAUAGGUCUAUUAUACGAUUUAUUUCCCCCCUCCAGUGCUAUUUAUGUCAGACGUUUUGUUCAAAGACAGAGAAUCAUGUCAUAAGUAACUAACACUAAAGUUUUUGAUAUACGGUUGAUUCUUAUUUUGAUACAGAUGACACAUUUCAUUUGAAGGAAAGGACACAUGAAGGUUUUAUUAUAUUCUUGGAAGACACUUGAGAUUCUCCCCUGUUGCAUCGAGGCCCCAGCUGCCUGUCCUCGUAGAUGCUCUGAAACUUGAAUAUAACACAUUUUGAAAGGCUGACUAACCUCGAAUCUGUGUUGUGAUGUGCAAUACUGUUUCUAAUGUUUGUAUAAAAGUAAGAACAACAGUGUAAACCUUUUUAAUGCAGAUUUAUUUUUUUCAUUGCAUAUUUUGCAGAUUUCUGAUCCACAGUGUCAUUUUUUACUGUCAGAAAAAAUAAAAACCCCGUUUUUUCAUUGCAACUAUUUUUAAAUCCAGAUAUCUUUGUACUGAUGUAAAUGAUUGUAGUUAUUUUGGAUAGUGUUUUGCUAACAAAAAGAGAGACUUUUUCAUGCAUAUUUCUAUUUCAUUUCAUCUUGUUUUAUCCCACUUUUUAUUUCAUUAGUAGCUGAAUGUUUUGCAUAAUUUUUCAUAUUUAAAUGUCAUUGGUAUAAUUUUGUAUUUUUAUGUGGAAAUACACUAUAUAUAAUUUAAAGAUGCUAAUUGCUAAGAUAUUAUUUUGAGUUUCAUUAUUUUUAAAGCUAAAUAUUUCUAAUUUUAUUGUUAAAGUGACUAAUUUCUUAAUCACACUUUGUGUAUAGUUUCACAAAAGUGGUUUAUGGGGUGUUUGGAUUGUAAUUAUUACUGAAUGGUUCUUUGAUAUGCAAAAAUGAAUAUUGUGUUUAUUUUUAUUUUUGUUGGUUUUGUAUUUAAAUGGGGUGUUGAUUACAAUCUUUUUUUCCCCCUUUCACUUCCUAAAUAAAGACCCAUUCUGUUUGGACACAAAA
Molecule: messenger RNA, 6649 nt
Organism: Betta splendens (Siamese fighting fish)
Lineage: Eukaryota; Metazoa; Chordata; Actinopteri; Anabantiformes; Osphronemidae
Gene: cpeb2
Product: cytoplasmic polyadenylation element binding protein 2
Exons: 11
Coding region: 892-3174 (760 amino acids)
Biological process (GO): negative regulation of cytoplasmic translation
Cellular component (GO): cytoplasm; neuron projection; nucleus
Molecular function (GO): translation factor activity, RNA binding; mRNA 3'-UTR binding; mRNA regulatory element binding translation repressor activity
Source: RefSeq, a predicted model, not a curated record